This is a messenger RNA of Didymodactylos carnosus, 837 nucleotides long. NCBI's taxonomy places the organism in Eukaryota, Metazoa, Rotifera, Eurotatoria, Philodinida, Philodinidae. The record is from the annotation of a GenBank genome assembly.
AUGGGUGGUAUCUAUGCUCGUGGUCUCUCCUACGUAACCAUUCGGAUUGAAGGUAUUCUCAAAUUUUCUGACAAUUUUUUAGAAUGGCCCCGUGAUCCUCACACUCAUCAAGUUCGCGACUGUUUUUAUUUUGAACAAUUGAACCAUGUCACUUUCACCAGUUUACAGUCUACAGAUAACAAAGGGGUCAUUGAUGGUUCAGGUAAUCGCUGGUGGGGUCUCGUGGAAUACUUAGUUAUUCGUGGUAAUCGACCCCGUUUACUGGUGAUCUAUAAUUCCACCAAUCUUUUGAUCGAAAACCUACUGCUGAAAAACUCUCCCAAAUGGACAUUUUAUGCCAAGGAUGUUGCCAAUUUGGAAAUUCGUUAUACGGAUGUGGAUGCGCGCAGACGUCCGGAUGUUCACUGGCAUGAUCUAAAUGAAUUGACUGCUUUUAAUACGGAUGGAUUUGACGUGUCUGGUACGAAUGUGUGGAUUCAUGAUUGCAACAUUUGGAAUGACGACGAUUGCAUUGCAGUGAAACAACAGGAUUCAAACAGUAUUCAGUCAUCGUGCAGUGAAAAUAUGUUAUUUGAACGUAUCAACGCCUCAGGCGUGGGUUUGACAAUUGGUUCUAUUGGUCCCUUCGAAGCUCAUUCAUGUGUUCGUAACAUUACAUUUCGUAAUUGUACUAUGUAUAACACCUUUAAAGGAUUUUAUCUGAAAUCACGCCCAGGAGAAGAGGGACAUACUGGUGAAAUCAGUGAUGUUCUCUAUGAAAAUAUCCAAAUUAAUAAUGUUUCCCAAUGGUCGAUAUGGAUUGGACCACAACAGGCUGGCUUUAAGGGGGCUUGUUGA